Molecule: messenger RNA, 4862 nt
Organism: Xenopus laevis (African clawed frog)
Lineage: Eukaryota; Metazoa; Chordata; Amphibia; Anura; Pipidae
Gene: runx1.S
Product: runt-related transcription factor 1-like
Exons: 6
Coding region: 1467-2849 (460 amino acids)
Biological process (GO): regulation of transcription by RNA polymerase II; neuron differentiation; regulation of multicellular organismal development
Cellular component (GO): nucleus
Molecular function (GO): sequence-specific double-stranded DNA binding; RNA polymerase II cis-regulatory region sequence-specific DNA binding; DNA binding
Source: RefSeq, a predicted model, not a curated record
CACCCCUUUAAAGAACCCACUGGGAUAGAGGCUGGGGUAAUGGAAGGGCAUUAUUAACCCCUACACAAGGAGGUUCUUUGGGACAGUGAAGAGAAGAUGGGGGUAGGGGUUAAUAGUGAUCUGACACUUGGCCCAGUAGGAUGUUUAUUAUUUGGAUCUGUGCCCAGUUUUUAGAGAUUUGCCCCCAGUCAUUUGCUGUAGGGAUUCUGGUGCCCUGAUCAUGGGGUGUAACUACAGAGGAAGCAGACCCUGUGGCUGCAGGGGGGGCCCAAGAUGUAUAAGGGUCCUAAGUCAUAUACAAUUGUGAUGGUAAAACAGGUCAAACUUCAGACAUUUUUGGGGCCGGAAAAAUAAUUGACUGUAGGGCCCAGUAAUAUUUAGUUAAGCCACUGGCCCUGACGUUUGUGUUGCGCUGUUGUUUUGGGACUAGGGAUACAUGGGCUGCCCAGGCACUUUAGAUUAGUUGACAGUUGCCGGCUGACAGUCAGGUACCAUGAUCAUCACUGGCCGCCAGUCCAUUCCCCAGCAGCGCUCCCACAUCCAGUAGCUGGAGGCGACCCAUUAGCCGGCUGCUCCUGUGACCUGAGCCGCGCCCUGCUUCAGCCCCGGAAAGCGACCUGAUUGGCCGUCUCUUUCCAUAUGCAAAUGAGGCUGGGGGAAUGACAUUCCUCCGGACUCUUUUACAGUAAAAGGCAAUUGAUUUCUAGGCAGCGUCUCAUUCCCAGAGCCAGAGAGGAAACAAGAGCGCUGAGCCGGGGGAUUCAGUCUUCUGCCCAACUGUCAGUUUCUGCGUUAGCGAGUCAGGAGUCACAAGUUGCAGCAGGAGUGGCAGCGAGGAGCAGGAAGAGUUAUACUGAGCACAUACCUGUCUAUGUGAGUCACCUGCCUGAUGUGACUGCCUCUGUGGCUGCCCACAAUACAAAACAACCACAGGAAGAGCCACAAAGAAUCCACCAGAGAUGGAGCAGCCCAUGUGACAUGCCAAGGAGAGGGGGGGAUGCUGCUUGGCACCCAGUCCUGCAUACAGAGCACCCACUAGAUUACAGACUAUUCAUAGGGCACGUGGAGCAGUUGUUGAAGCCAAUGUCUGAUUAUUGGAGAUAAAAUUCCCAGCAGCUGCCAUUUAACCCCUUACCCAGGAGUUGAGCAAAGUUCCUUUAAGGCACCAAUAUCCAGUGCCGGGCCGCCUGGUGCUGUCUAGACUACCCUUUUGCUUGGGUCAAACUGCUGAAACUUUGGAGAAGUUCACUGGGGAGAGAGUAAAUGGGUGCAGACGUUUUAUCCAUUGAAUUAUGUGAGUGAUCACUGACUCCUGAGUAUGAUCACUGUCUCCUUAGCCUGAUCACUGUCUCUAGAAAGUACCAUUGACUCGUGAGUGUAACGAUUGAUUCCUGGGAGCGAUCACUGCCUCCGCUGCUCUUGCGACUCUUCAUUUUUAAAGUGAUUUACUCACCAGGCUUGUUGUGAUGCGUAUCCCCGUAGAUACCAGCACCAGCCGCCGCUUCACGCCGCCCUCCGCCACUCUGAGUCCGGGGAAGAUGAGCGAGCCGAUAGCGCUAAAUGUCGCGGACAGCAGCGCCGCCCUGGUGGGCAAACUGAGAAGCACAGACCGGAAUAUGGUGGAUGUACUGUCCGAUCAUCCGGGAGAACUGGUGCGCACAGACAGCCCCAACUUUCUCUGCUCGGUGCUUCCCACACACUGGAGGUGCAACAAGACCUUGCCCAUCGCUUUCAAGGUGGUGGCCUUGGGAGAAGUUCCAGAUGGGACACUGGUGACAGUGAUGGCUGGCAAUGAUGAGAAUUACUCCGGUGAAUUAAGGAAUGCCACAGCAGCCAUGAAAAAUCAAGUGGCCCGCUUCAAUGACCUGAGAUUUGUUGGACGAUCUGGAAGAGGAAAAAGUUUCACCCUGACUAUCACCGUCUUCACCAAUCCCCCGCAAGUGGCUACCUACCAUCGAGCCAUCAAAAUCACAGUGGAUGGACCACGAGAGCCACGGCGACACAGACAGAAAUUAGAUGAGCAGACAAAACCGGGCAACUUGUCCUUUUCUGAACGACUCAGUGAACUAGAACAUUUGCGCCGAACAGCCAUGAGGGUCAGCCCACAUCACCCAACUCCCACGCCCAACCCACGUGCCACCCUAAAUCAUUCCACAGCUUUUAAUCCUCAGCCGCAGGGUCAGAUACAAGAUACAAGACAAGUCCAGGCAUCUCCUCCUUGGUCGUAUGAUCAGUCCUACCAGUACCUGGGAUCCAUAGCAACUCAGUCUGUACACCCUGCUACCCCUAUAUCGCCGGGAAGGGCAAGCAGUAUGACGUCUCUCAGCGCUGAGCUCUCCAGCCGACUAUCAGGAGCCUCAGACCUAACAGCAUUCAGUGAUCCUCGAGUUGGCAUUGACCGUCAGUUCUCCACUCUUCCUUCCAUCUCUGAUCCUCGUAUGCACUACCCAGGGGCUUUUACCUACACCCCAACCCCGGUCACUUCAGGUAUAGGAAUUGGCAUGUCAGCAAUGACCUCUGCUACAAGGUACCACACCUACCUACCCCCUCCAUAUCCUGGAUCUUCUCAGGCACAAAGUAGUCCCUUUCAGACCAGUUCCCCACCUUACCAUCUCUAUUAUGGAACAUCUGCUGGAUCCUACCAUCAGUUCUCUAUGAUGUCAGGAGGAGAACGAUCCCCGCCUCGCAUCCUCCCACCUUGCACAAACGCUUCCACGGGGUCCACUCUCUUGAACCCUAACCUUCCAAACCAAAGCGAUGUAGUGGAGGCCGAAGGAAGCCAUAGUAACUCUCCUACCAACAUGGGAACCACCCCAAGGCUUGAAGAAGCUGUAUGGCGGCCAUAUUGAGACACACGCAAGUAAUAAAUGGAGGACACAUUGGAUGAAUGAGAUAUUGGCGAGGUGGAAAAACUGUGAAAGCCUCUGGUUUAGCGACGAUGUGAAAAGGCAAAGAUUGGAGGCUACUUGGAGAGAAUAUGCAUACGGCCACUUGCUCUUCCUUCUCUGGAUUUCCUGUUUUCUCUGUACUUUCAACAUAUUUUGGAUUACAAUUUUUUUUUUUAAAACGAUUAAAUCCAGAUUUAAAAUAUAUGUGUUUUUUUUCAGAACUCUAAAUUAUUGGAACAUUACAAGGACUGGGCUUUGUAGCUUGUUACAGCCUGUGUAAUAUAAUGUCAGUCCCUAUGUACGAAAAAGAAAAAUAAUUUUCAAAAAAAAUGAUCCUGCUCUGAAAUUUCAAAUUUUGCAACCCUGUUAAUAGGCACCUUAUUGCUUUUUUUUGUCUGCAUUUUUAGCUUCCUUUUAUGAUUUUUCCAUUUUUUUUCCAUAAACUUUUGUAUAUUUUUUGUAAGAUUUCCUGUGCUCGGUGGCUCCGCUCAGUGACCUGCUGGGUCCACCACUGUAAGAAAUGUUUGCUGUAUUUAUAUGUAAGAAAUUCAGGGUGUCCGUAUUUGAAACUUGUACGCUCCAAACGAUACAAGAUUAUUGUUUACAUUGUUUAUUUUAUAUCAGAAUGAAUUAUGAAUUUUAUUUAAAUGCAGUCCCCCCCCCCCAAACUGAUUGGACAAGCAAGAUCUGAUCUGCUAAAAGGAACAUAUUUAUGUGUACAACAUUGCCCCCUUCAUGCUCAAAAUAAAUUACUACUAAAAUUACUAAUAUUGCUCUCCUGAGCACUUUUGCAAAUAUGUUUUUAAGACAUUACCACUUUUUGCACUAAUAUAGUGAAAACAAGAGUAGCUGCCUACUGUUCAUUUUGCUCAACUUCAGUCAGCAGAAAAUUAAUUUAGUUAGAAGAUGAAAGUCUUGUGAUGCUGCUCUGCUCAGAAAAUGAAGUUAGUGAGCAGAGAAGAGGCAUCUUAUUGUUAUCUGGUCAUUCUUAAGUGGCCAUACACAGGGAGAUCCGGUGGUUUGGCGAAACGAGUGGAUCUCUCCCAGAUAUGCCCUCAUUGGGGCAUAUCAGACUGAUCCGAUCGUGGGCCCUAAAGCCCAACGAUCGGAUUAAAAUAGAGGCCAAAAGGGCGGUCAGAUCGUGGGACUGCAUCAACGAAAAGAUGCGGCCGCUAUCCGAUGGAAUUUUUUAACCUGCCCGAUCGGCAUCUGACCGACUUUCGGUCUGUCUGCAGCUUUUAUCGGCCCGUGUAUGGGGGCCUUUAAGCAGAGCUACAUCACAAGACUUUCACUUUCUCACCAAAUUAGUUUUCAACUGUAGUUAACCAAAAUUAAUACUCAGAAGCCGUCUUCAUUGGGUGGACGGUGUGGGACAGGCCUGGGGUCACGUAAAACUCAGUGAUGUCACUAUAGUUGGUUCAAGUUGCAGCUAAUCUCAUGUUCAAACCAACUCAAUCCAAGCAUGAAUCACGAUUAGACCAGCUUCCAGCCAAUCAGUUCAUUAAAACCUUUCACCAACCUGGGGCCAAUCAGAGCGUUGGAAUGUUUAACGUGCUCAUCCCUCCUUAAGCCAAUGAAAGCACUGGAACAUACAGAACACAGGAUUUUGCUAAGUAUGUUCUCUCUGUGCUGCGACAAGCUGGUUCUAUUUAUGAAAUGGCCAAAGUGUUAAAAAAAAAACGAAAAAUUCUUUCAAAAAAAAUAUUUGCACUGAAUUCACGCCUAAAUCUUCGACGAUCUCAUUUUAAAGGCAAACGUAACCUUAUUUAUACGUUGGGUUUAUUAUUUUUUUUAUAAAAUGUUAAAUAAAGCCUAGGUUCUGCACAGAGAGCCUUAUUUAUGUGUAUAUUUAUUCAUAUGUGUAGGAGCUGUCAUACUGCUUUCUCUGCCACGGUAAAAUGAAUUAUCUUGCUUCAGUUGCAGUGCGUCAGCGCCCCUCAGUGGCCAAAUGGAAAAUAAAAUUUGAGCAUGCUU